This is a messenger RNA of Hibiscus syriacus, 917 nucleotides long. RefSeq names its product LIM domain-containing protein WLIM1-like. Gene Ontology annotation, cellular component: actin cytoskeleton; plasma membrane. Lineage: Eukaryota; Viridiplantae; Streptophyta; Magnoliopsida; Malvales; Malvaceae. Gene Ontology annotation, biological process: actin filament bundle assembly. The record is from RefSeq and is a predicted model, not a curated record. Bases 123 to 698 code for a protein of 191 amino acids. The transcript is spliced from 5 exons. Gene Ontology annotation, molecular function: actin filament binding.
ACUGAGUUUCCAUUAUUCAAAAGCAAAAACAAAAAGGUGUUGUGAUCAUUGAUCUUAGGUUUAAGCAUCAACCAAGUUUGGUAAAACUUUAUCAAAAUUGUGGGGCAGAAAGGAAAGAUCUGAUGGCAAGCUAUGGAGGGACAACCCAGAAGUGUAAGGCAUGUGAGAAAACAGUUUACUGGGUUGAUCAACUCACUGUUGACAGCAAAGUUUAUCAUAGAGCUUGUUUCAGGUGCCACCACUGCAAGGGUACCCUUAAGCUAAGCAAUUAUUGCUCCUUUGAGGGUGUCUUGUAUUGCAAGCCACAUUUCGACCAAUUGUUCAAGAGAACAGGCAGCUUGGAUAAAAGUUUUGAAGGGACCCCAAAAACUGUUAGGGUAGACCGAUCAGUAGACCAGGUUGCCAACAGCAGAGUUUCGAAGCUGUUUGCUGGAACUCAAGAAAAGUGUGUCGCUUGCAAGAAAACUGUUUACCCCAUUGAAAAGGUUGCAGUUGAUGGCACUUCGUACCACAAGGCUUGUUUCAGGUGCAGCCAUGGAGGGUGUGUGAUCAGCCCAUCGAAUUACGUAGCUCAUGAACAUCGUCCCUACUGUAGGCAUCACCACAGUCAACUGUUUAAACAGAAGGGAAACUUCAGCCAAUUCGACAAGCAUGAACAGGUCACCCUAGUGGUCACUGACGACAACAUCAUGGUCUAAAAUUCCAGUUUUUGAAUGCCCAGAAUAAUAAUAUCAGAGGAGCUGUUUCUUGGUUUAUUUCUCUCUAGCAUACGAGAAACAAAAAUAAUGUGAUUUACAAGCAGGGAGAAAUGUUCAGCACAAGUGUGUGUUUGUUGAUAAAAAUGUUUUUCUUUUUUGGUGUGUGUGAGCUUUGAUACAUUGAUCAUAGGAAAAACAGUAGUAUGUUGCUGUCCUGCA